CUUUGUUUAUUCCUUCUCCCCUCCGCUAUUCCCAAUUUCCUCCUGCAAAAAUGGCAUAUUUUCUCCCUUCUUUGAGACCCUUUACAGAGAUCUAAGCUCCAUCGCAAUCUCCACAUCUUCAUCAGCUCAAAGAAGAUGAUGCGAGCUAGCAAGAAGUCCACAUCUAAGCUCCAAUUUUGAAGGUUUCGUCCGCGGCAGCCGGCGGCGAGUGGGAGGUCCGGCCGUGCGGGAUGCUGGUUCAGAAGCGGAGCCAAGAAUCAGAAUCCGCAUCCAAACCGGCUCCGGCGAUCCGGGUGCUGGUCAAGUACGGAUCCGCUUAUCACGAGAUCUGUGUCAACUCUCAAGCCACCUUUGGGGAACUGAAGAAGCUGUUAUCGGGUCCAACGGGUCUACACCCGUUAGAUCAGAAGAUACUGUACAAAGACAAGGAGAGAGAAUCCACAGCGUAUUUGGACACCGCCGGCGUUAAAGAUAAAUCGAAGCUCGUCGUGUUAGAGGAUCUCAAAGCUCAGGCUAAACGAUGUCUUGAAAUGAGGCGAGCUGUGAAAUCUGAGCAGGCGUCGAAAUCUAUCAGUUGCCCUUAGAAUUGCAGUCGUUUGUUUCACUGUGAUUAUAAACUUUUCCAAAAACAGUUGUAAAAAUGGGUCAGAUUUGUGAAAACAACUUGCGUCCACGAGAACUGCAAGUCAUCUUUUGUAAAGAUUACUCAUUUGCUGUAGUAGCGGCAAAAAUAAACAGUUCUAAUUGCAACUGUCUUUUGCAAAUUGUUGCUUUACCAUUUUCUAUGGACCAAGCAGCCUGGUGGAAGUCAGGAGUAGUUUUCCUUAUCUGCUUGUUAAUAACAAGAAUAGUGUACUAAACAUAAACAGUUUUUAAUUGCAACUGUCUUUUGCAAAUUGUAGCUUCCAUGUUUGUUAAGAAAUGCUGUUAUUUUUAUUGGAAAACACUGCAAAUUAUAAAAAAGAGCAUAAAACAGUUUUUAAUUGUAUAAUUGUGGGAUUGUUUGAGAACCUUUUUUUCGAUAUGCAGAUAGAGCAUUACCUUCAGGUUGUGAAAACCGAGUUGGUAUCACAAAAACAUUACCAAGAAUUUAAACUCCUUGAGGACUAUGAAUAUACUGCCCAUAGCAGUUUAGUGCACAGCCUGGAUGUUCCUGUGGCCAAGUUUCAUUUUGAGCCUUCUCCAAUGCAGGUUCGUAAUAA
This is a messenger RNA of Asparagus officinalis (garden asparagus), 1202 nucleotides long. RefSeq names its product BAG family molecular chaperone regulator 1-like. NCBI's taxonomy places the organism in Eukaryota, Viridiplantae, Streptophyta, Magnoliopsida, Asparagales, Asparagaceae. The record is from RefSeq and is a predicted model, not a curated record. Gene Ontology annotation, molecular function: adenyl-nucleotide exchange factor activity; protein-folding chaperone binding. Gene Ontology annotation, cellular component: cytoplasm. The coding region runs from base 231 to 584 and encodes 117 amino acids. Gene Ontology annotation, biological process: protein stabilization. The transcript is spliced from 3 exons.